AUGCGGCGCCGGCCCCCGCCCCCCGGCGGCCCCCGCCGCCCGCCCGCGCGCUGCCCGGCGCUGCCGCCGCUGCUGCCGCUGCUGCUGCUGCUGCUGCUGCUGGGCGGCCCGGGGGGCGCGGCGCGGAGGCCCAACGUGGUGCUGCUGCUCGCGGACGACCAGGACGCGCUGCUCGGCGGCAUGACACCCCUAAAGAAAACAAAGGCUCUCAUCGGAGAGAUGGGCAUGACUUUCUCCAGCGCUUACGUGCCGAGUGCCCUGUGCUGCCCCAGCCGCGCCAGCAUCCUGACGGGGAAGUACCCUCACAACCACCACGUGGUGAACAACACUUUAGAGGGGAACUGCAGCAGCAAGUCUUGGCAGAAGAUCCAAGAACCAAAUACUUUCCCAGCAAUUCUCAACUCAAUGUGUGGUUACCAAACCUUUUUUGCAGGGAAAUACUUGAACGAGUACGGAGCCCCCGACGCAGGCGGACUAGAGCACAUUCCCCUGGGCUGGAGCUACUGGUAUGCCUUGGAAAAGAAUUCUAAAUACUAUAACUAUACACUCUCUAUCAACGGGAAGGCACGGAGGCAUGGCGGAAACUAUAGCGUGGACUACCUGACCGAUGUUUUGGCUAACGUCUCCUUGGACUUCCUGGACUACAAGUCCAACUCCGAGCCGUUCUUCAUGCUCAUCUCCACGCCGGCGCCUCACUCCCCGUGGACGGCCGCCCCGCAGUACCAGAAGGCCUUCCAGAACGUCUCUGCACCGAGAAGCAAGAACUUCAACAUCCACGGAACGAACAAGCACUGGCUAAUCAGGCAAGCUAAGACCCCAAUGACCAAUUCUUCAAUACAGUUUUUAGAUAACGCAUUUAGGAAAAGGUGGCAGACUCUCCUCUCUGUCGAUGAUCUUGUGGAGAAACUGGUCAAGAGACUGGAGUUUAACGGGGAGCUCAACAACACUUACAUCUUUUAUACCUCAGACAACGGCUACCACACAGGACAGUUUUCUUUGCCAAUAGACAAAAGACAGCUGUAUGAAUUCGAUAUCAAGGUUCCACUCCUGGUGCGCGGGCCUGGGAUCAGACCAAACCAGACGAGCAAGAUGCUCGUUGCCAAUAUUGACUUGGGUCCUACUAUUCUGGACAUCGCUGGCUAUAACCUGAAUAAGACACAGAUGGACGGGAUGUCUUUACUGCCCAUUUUGAGAGGCGCUGGGAACCUGACGUGGCGCUCGGACGUGCUGGUGGAGUAUCAGGGGGAAGGCCGCAACGUCACGGACCCCACGUGUCCCGCCCUGAGCCCCGGAGUGUCGCAAUGUUUCCCGGACUGCGUGUGUGAAGACGCCUACAACAACACGUACGCCUGCGUGAGGACCCUGUCGGCGCGCUGGGACCUGCAGUACUGCGAGUUCGACGACCAGGAGGUGUUCGUGGAGGUCUACAACCUGACCGCGGACCCGGACCAGCUCACGAACAUCGCCAAGACCAUAGACCCGGAGCUGCUCGGGAAGAUGAACUACCGGCUGAUGAUGCUGCAGUCCUGCGCCGGGCCCACCUGCCGCACGCCUGGGGUGUUUGACCCCGGGUACAGGUUCGACCCUCGCCUCAUGUUCAGCAGCCACGGCAGCGUCAGGACUCGGAGGUUUUCCAAGCAUCCUCUGUAGCGGCCUCGGCUGGACCCUCACGCCUCUUCCUGACGAGUGACUGCAGUAGGUGCCUGUAGCGCGUCCUCACGACCACGCCUGGGAGUUUCUGGACUGGCUUUGGUUUGAGUCUGUAUGAAAGAGCAGCCUGACGGGCUGCACAAGCUGUGAGCUCUGCCCGCCCUGCCCCCCCCUCCGCUCUGGCCUCGCCCCUUCGCCCCCGCACUCCACGCCUGGCUUUGCGGACCCACCCGGAGCGCGGGUAUCCCGGGCGCGUUCGGGGCCACAGCCCGACCUGCUGUCCCGGGGCUUUUCGGAUGGAGCGCUUUGCUGUCAGACGCGCUGCCGGCACCCGCUGGAGGAGAAACCCCCGCGGCGGGGCCGUGGCCAGGAGCAGGUGCCGCUGCUCUCCCGUCAGCCGGACACACCAGCCGGCGCUGCCGAGUCUCCCC
Messenger RNA from Talpa occidentalis (Iberian mole), 2081 nucleotides. RefSeq names its product glucosamine (N-acetyl)-6-sulfatase (gene GNS). Bases 1 to 1650 code for a protein of 549 amino acids. Gene Ontology annotation, biological process: glycosaminoglycan metabolic process. The record is from RefSeq and is a predicted model, not a curated record. The transcript has 14 exons. NCBI's taxonomy places the organism in Eukaryota, Metazoa, Chordata, Mammalia, Eulipotyphla, Talpidae. Gene Ontology annotation, molecular function: N-acetylglucosamine-6-sulfatase activity; glycosaminoglycan binding.